CAGUCCAACGCCCACAGACCUCCGACAUGGCCCUCAAGCUUUUCAUCGUGUCCGCCCUCGUGGCCGCCGCCUUCGCUGACCAGAGGCCCUACAGGCCACCCACCCCCCAGCCCACCUACGGUAGCCCCAAGCCCACCUACGGCGCCCCCGCCCCGUCCUACAGCCAGCCCCAGCAGACGUCAAGCCCCCAGUACCAGUUUGACUGGGCCGUCAACGACGCGCCCUCCGGCAACGACUACGGCCACCAGGAGUCCCGAGACGGCUACGACACCCAGGGCUCCUACUACGUGCAGCUGCCCGACGGCCGCCUCCAGCGCGUCGACUACACCGUCAACGGCGACUCCGGCUACGUGGCGCAGGUCACCUACCAGGGCGAGGCUCAGUACCCCCAGCAGGGAUACGGCUCCCCAAGACCCUCCUACGGCCACCCCGCCCCCACCUAUGGCACCCCCACCCCCACCUACGGCCCCCCCGCCCCCACCUACGGCACCCCCACCCCUGCCUACGGGUAAUGCCGCCCACGCCUGACGAUGCCCGCGUCCUUCCAUCCA
Molecule: messenger RNA, 551 nt
Organism: Eriocheir sinensis (Chinese mitten crab)
Lineage: Eukaryota; Metazoa; Arthropoda; Malacostraca; Decapoda; Varunidae
Product: cuticle protein 7-like
Exons: 3
Coding region: 27-512 (161 amino acids)
Cellular component (GO): extracellular matrix
Source: RefSeq, a predicted model, not a curated record